ACUACUACGUGAAAAAAAACAGCACACAUAUUCUCUCAUCAAAAAAGCUAAUAUUAUCAAACGCGUUUAUGGCUUUGCUCUAGUUGUCCUGUGUCGGGUGCCGUGUGAGUUUAUUCCAAUCGAUUGUUUUGUCCUUUCCCAGCACCCGUUUGCCACUGACUAACCAGUGACGCCGCCGCCGCCAGUUCGGCUAUUUUAGGCGAAUAAGCAACCAUGUCAACAAGAGGAAUCAUAUAGCCUAGUCAUACCUGCUGCCGCGCUCAUAUACAGAGUAACGAGUGUACAAUGACAGCAUUAGAACGUGCAAGACACACGUCUCUUGCCUGAUUAACAUUACGAGAAAUCUCUGUAACGUUAUCGGGAUUGCCAAGGGCUCCGUGGAGAGGCGGCGAAUGGCUAACUAGCUAACGAAAGCAGACGCCAGCUAAUUAAAUGCAACUUUAACAUUGACAGUAAGACCCUCCUUGUGAGUGAAAUCGAUCAGUCUCGUUCUUAUCUAGUGGCUAUUAAAUAGGAGACCGCCUUCAUAAUAGUUGACCCAACACAUCUUGAAUUGAGACACGCGCGAGAGUCAGUAGCUGGGAUGUGCAAUGGCAUCGGUCCGGGUGGCUGUGCGGGUCAGGCCCAUGAACAGACGGGAGAAGGAGUUGUCUGCCAAAUGUAUCAUAGAAAUGGAUGGGAACAAGACUACCAUCACCAACAUGAAGAUGUCAGAUGGAGUGACAGGCGACUCCUUGCGGGAGAGAACUAAGACCUUCACGUAUGACUUCUCCUACGACUCGGGCGACUGUAAAAGCACCAACUUCGUCUCUCAAGAGAAGGUUUUUAAAGACCUGGGCUCUGUAGUCCUCAAGGCUGCGUUUGAGGGCUACAACGCCUGCAUCUUUGCCUACGGUCAGACCGGAUCUGGGAAGUCCUACACCAUGAUGGGGAAUCCGGGUGACCUCGGCCUGAUCCCUCGGUUCUGUGAGGGGCUUUUCACCCGCAUCUCUGGAAUGACCCGCGCGGACGAGGCCUCCUUCCGCACGGAGGUCAGCUACUUGGAGAUCUAUAAUGAGCGAGUGCGGGACCUGCUGCGGAGGAAGUCCACGAAAACCUACAACCUGAGAGUGCGGGAGCACCCCAAAGAUGGGCCGUAUGUAGAGGACCUGUCCAAACACCUGGUGCAGAACUACACAGACGUGGAGGAGCUGAUGGAGGCGGGCAACAUCAACCGCACCACGGCCAGCACGGGCAUGAACGACCUCAGCAGUCGCUCGCACGCCAUCUUCACCAUCAACUUCACCCAGGCGAAGUUUGAUGCGGAGAUGCCGUCGGAGACGGUCAGCAAGAUUCACCUGGUGGACCUGGCGGGCAGCGAGCGGGCGGAUGCUACCGGGGCAACGGGCGUCAGGCUGAAGGAAGGCGGCAACAUCAACAAGUCCCUGGUCACCCUGGGCAACGUCAUCUCUGCCCUAGCCGACCUGUCUCAGGACGGUGGGAACAGCAAUGUGAAGAAGCGACAGGUGUUCGUGCCGUACCGAGACUCGGUGCUCACCUGGCUGCUGAAGGACAGUCUCGGGGGUAACUCCAAGACCAUCAUGAUAGCCACUGUCUCCCCGGCCGACGUGAACUACGCCGAGACGCUAAGCACUCUGCGCUACGCUAACCGUGCUAAGAACAUCAUCAAUAAGCCCACGAUCAACGAGGACUCCAACGUCAAGCUCAUCCGCGAGCUGCGGGCCGAGAUUGCUCGUCUCAAAGCCCUGCUGGUCCAGGGGAACCAGAUCAAACUGCUGGACUCUCCCACUGCCCUGAGUAUGGAAGAGAAACUCCAUCAGAACGAAGCCAGGGUAUUGGAGCUGACCAAAGAGUGGUGCAACAAGUGGAACGAGACUCAGAACAUACUUAAGGAGGAGACCCUUGCCCUGCGUAAGGAGGGCAUCGGCGUGGUGCUGGACUCGGAGCUGCCCCACCUGAUUGGCAUCGACGACGACCUCCUCAGCACCGGCAUAAUCCUCUACCACUUAAAGGAGGGACGGACAUAUGUUGGCCGAGACGAUGCAGCCACUGAGCAGGAUAUUGUGCUGCAUGGGUUGGAUCUGGAGAGUGAGCACUGCCUGUUUGAGAACCAGAGCGGCACGGUGACGCUGGUGCCCCUCAACCAGGCCCAGUGCUCCGUCAACGGCAUGCAGGUCACCGAGCCCUGCCAGCUCAACCAGGGUGCUGUGAUCCUUUUCGGCAGGACCAACAUGUUCAGGUUUAAUCAUCCUAAAGAGGCUGCCAAACUCCGGGAGAAGAGAAAGAGUGGGCUUCUCUCCAGCUUGAGUCUGUCCAUGACUGAUCUCUCCAAGUCCUGCGAGAACCUCUCCACUGUCAUGCUGUAUAAUCCAGGUCUCUUCUCUGAAAAGGGCCCCAUCUUCCUCAGGUUGGAAUUUGAGCGGCAGCAGAGAGAGGAGCUGGAGAAACUCGAACACAAAAGGCGUCUCAUCAAGGAGAUGGAGGAGAAGCAGCGAAGCGAGAAGGCGGAGUUGGAGCGCAUGCAGCAGGAGGUGGAGUCUCAGCGGCGCGAGUCCGAGCAGGUGCAGCUGCGCAUCCGCCACCAGGAGGAGAGUCUGCGGCGACGCAGCCACGACAUCGAGAGCCGCCUCCGCGACCUGCUCGCCGAGAAGGAGCGCUUCCAGGAGGAGAGGCAGCGCGAGGGGGGAGCUAAACGACCACUACAGGAUGUCCAGGAGGACACGGAGCAAGGCCACGACAUGACGGCCAAAGAACUGCAGGAGGAGGACAAGGAGGAUGCGGAGAUGAGCGACGCCAGCGAGGAGAAGAAAGACCAGGACGAACUGGAGAGGGAGGAGAAGCCAGACGGGACGGAAAAGAUCGACAAGCAGGAAGAGGGCAGCGAAUCAGACAGCGACGACGACAACGACGACGAAACGGAGAAGAGCCUUCCUCUCUCUCACGCUCCUCUUCCUCCUCCUCCUGCUCCGGCGGAGUCUCCGGCUCAGCAGCAGCUGCAGGAGGAGCAGGGCGAGAUCGUGCGCGAGCUGGAGCGCCUGAAGCGGGAGCGCGAGCAGCAGGCGCUGCGUCUGCGUCUGGAGCGGCGGCGCCUGGAGCAGGAGGAGCGGCAGCAGGUCGGCCUGGUGGGGCGGCUGGAGGAGCAGCUGCGCGAGCGCCAGGAGGCCACCGCCGCCCUGCUGGCCCGGGACGACGCCCGGCGGCUGGCCGAGGAGCGCAGAGACCUGGCCGACAUCAGGCAGGCGCUGCUGCGUGCCAAGGAGGCCCGUCUGGAGCUCGAGGAGGAGGACGGCGACGACAGUGACAGGGAUGGAGACGACGCCAAAGGCAACCACCACAACGGCGAUGUGACCGACGCGGCGGGCCGGUCCAGGCACGGCGACGGUGGCGAUGCAGGCCCACGACGCCCGCACGCGCUACGCCAACUUCAAGCGGGCGCAGGCCGAGGAGCUGGGCCGGCAGCUGGAGGCGCUAGAGCAGCAGCGCGAGCGUCUGGUCGCCGAGGUUACCGCCGAGCGCUCCGCCCUGGGCACGCUGAUCCGCGAGCGCGCCGAGCACCAGGCCCGGGAGAAGACGGCGGCCGCGGCCGCGGGCACUGUCACUGGUACGGCGGGCACCACAGACACAUCGCUGGCACCGCGACGUCGACGUCAGCGGCCGACGCGUCCGCAGCUCAGGAGGAGGAGCACCAGCAACAGCGGUGCAGCAGGCGGAGCAGCGGCUCCUGGCCAAGGAGCGGCAGCUGGCGUGCCUGGCGGGAGUCAGCUCCGGCCCUGCUGGAGGAGAGGCAGAGGCCAGGGGGGAGGUGCUGGAGAGGGUGGAGCGCGAUGAAGGAAGUGGUGGAGGAGACGAACUCGGCCCUCUGGGGGAGGAGAGCUCGUCGGAGCAGGUGGAGAAAGACCUGGACAACACCCUCUACCAGGUGGAGAAGGAGCUGGAGGAGAACGAGGAGCGGCUGUCCCUGCACAGCGCCAGCGCGGAGCACCUGCAGCAGCUGCGCGAGACCUACGAGUUCGCGGCGCACGUGGCGCGGCAGGAGGAGAAGGUGCGGAGCAAGGAGCGCGAGAUCCUGGAGUCGCGCGAGCGGCAGCAGCGGGAGGCGCUGGAGGAGGCCGUGGCGCGCCUGCAGAGGAGGCACUCGGCCCUGCGCCGCUCCUCAUCGCUCGAGUCCUCCGCCGCCAACGAGGAGGAGAGGAGGACGCAGCAGCAGGAGGCGCAGCAGCAGCAGAAGGAGACGCAGGAGAGGGGGACGGAGACCGACCAACAGAGAGUGGAGCGUGAGAUCCGGCAGCUGAGGCAGCGUCUCAGUGAGAGUGAGGAUGGUGGGGGGCGUGGCCUGUGUCACAGCGGAGACGACAAGAGCAGCCGAAGCAGCUCCCCCGCAUCCCCCAUCCAGGGACCACUGGGGGUGCUGCCCACGGCAGA
Messenger RNA from Alosa sapidissima (American shad), 4422 nucleotides. It is a transcript of the gene kif16ba, whose product is annotated as kinesin family member 16Ba. The transcript has 24 exons. Gene Ontology annotation, molecular function: microtubule binding; ATP binding; microtubule motor activity. NCBI's taxonomy places the organism in Eukaryota, Metazoa, Chordata, Actinopteri, Clupeiformes, Clupeidae. The record is from RefSeq and is a predicted model, not a curated record. Bases 591 to 4292 code for a protein of 1233 amino acids. Gene Ontology annotation, biological process: microtubule-based movement.